This is a messenger RNA of Fusarium graminearum PH-1, 1738 nucleotides long. RefSeq lists its product as uncharacterized. Gene Ontology annotation, biological process: ribosomal large subunit biogenesis; ribosomal small subunit biogenesis. The transcript has 5 exons. Gene Ontology annotation, molecular function: DNA binding; RNA binding. Lineage: Eukaryota; Fungi; Ascomycota; Sordariomycetes; Hypocreales; Nectriaceae. The record is from RefSeq and is a predicted model, not a curated record. Bases 1 to 1695 code for a protein of 564 amino acids. Gene Ontology annotation, cellular component: nucleolus.
AUGUACACAUUCGCUAAUAUGGCAGAGUCUUCAGUAAAGGACCGCCUGCGGCUCCAGUCAAAUGCCUUUGAUGGCAUUCUGAGUCUCAUCCCUGCCAAGAUGUACUACGGUGAAGACACAAGCGAUCAAUGGAACAAGAAGAAGCAGACCAAAGAGGAAGCCGCCGCUGCCCGUCGAGGAAAGCUGGAUCCUGAUAGCGAGCUAAACCGAAACGCCAAAGAGGUUAUGGAUGAGCGUGCCAAGAACAAGCGCAAGCUGCGCGAGAUGGAGCAGCAGGACGAAGCCGAGAAUGAUGACGACUGGGAGGAGUACGAGCCUGUUCCUGGUGUAGACAGCGAAAAGCCUGGCGAGGGUCUCAAGGCGGCCAAGACUGAGAACAACAAGAAGCAGAAGCUCGAUGAGGACGAAAAUGAUGACGCAGAGCCCAAGGAAUCCGCUGAAGCGACCCAGUCUUCCAAGCUGUCAAGGAGGGAAGAGAAGAGAGCGGCCAAGAAGGAGAAGAAGAAGGACAAGAAGACUGAGAAGCCAGAGAAGAAGGAACAAAAGACGACCAAGGCAGAGGCACCCAAGACUGAGACCAAUGAUGCGCCAGCUCCCACAACAAAAUCUCAGAAGCAAGCCGCCAAGAAGCAGGCAAAAACCCCUGCCACUAAGGCCCAGAAGCAAAAGGGGGAUCAGGAGGAAGAGGAGGAGACAACAACUGGCGAUGGUGAAGUUCUGCCCAUGGAUAUUUCUGGUAUGGAGAAAGAGGAUGAGACCAGUGGAAACUCAAGUCACGAAUCCGAACCACACUCCCCUACGUUCGACUCAGCAGCUCCUGCAGAAACAGCCACCGACCCUGCUAGCACUACUACUUCUAUCUCAUCUACCGUCACCCCUUCCGAAAAGCCCAAGCACAUCAAGCUCCCCGCCGACACUACUGCCAUCCGAGCGCGUCUUGCUGCCAAGAUCGAGGCUCUCCGUGCCGCCCGAAAAGCAGAUGGUCCUGAUGGAAAGCCCAUUCGCACACGCCAAGAGCUUAUCGAGUCAAGACGAAAGAAGCAAGAGCAACGAAAAGCUCACAAGCAGGAGAUGCGCGCGCAAGCUAAGUUGGAAGAGCAACGCAAGCGCGAGGAGGCAUUAGUAUCCAACUCGCCCGGUAUUAUGAGCCCCGCUGUCGAGCUCGACGAGAAUGCCAGCAACUUUACCUUUGGUCGCGUCGCCUUUGGCGAUGGUGCCCAGCUCUCACGCGACCUUGGUCAUGUUCUGACCCAGGGCAAGAAGAAGGGACCUUCUGAUCCCAAGACGGCCCUCAUCAAGGUCCAGAACCAGAAGAAGCGUCUUGAGGAGCUCGAUCCCGAGAAGCGAGCUGAUAUCGCCGAGAAGGACGUCUGGCUGACAGCCCGCCGUCGUGCAGAGGGUGAGAAGAUUCGCGACGACGAAGCUCUCCUCAAGCGCGCCGUUAAGCGAAAGGAAGUUGCCAAGAAGAAGAGCGAGAAGGCCUGGCGCGAGCGAGUCGACGGUGUCAAGCAAUCCCAGAAGGACCGUCAGCGCAAGCGAGAAGAGAACCUGCGCGCCCGCCGCGAUGAUAAGCUUCUAGGCAAGGCUGGCAAGAAGAAGAAGAAGGGUGGUGCCGCUGGUGCUAAGAAGAAGGGUCGUCCUGGCUUCGAGGGUACCAUGGGUGUUGGAGGUGGAAAGAAGGGCGGAAAGAAAUGAGCUUGAGGAAGAACAGAGAUGAAGAAAAAUAUUGAUUGAUUGA